Messenger RNA from Lichtheimia ornata, 2094 nucleotides. RefSeq names its product glutamine-fructose-6-phosphate transaminase (isomerizing). Gene Ontology annotation, biological process: fructose 6-phosphate metabolic process; UDP-N-acetylglucosamine metabolic process; protein N-linked glycosylation. Gene Ontology annotation, molecular function: L-glutamine:D-fructose-6-phosphate transaminase (isomerizing) activity; carbohydrate derivative binding. The transcript has 7 exons. NCBI's taxonomy places the organism in Eukaryota, Fungi, Mucoromycota, Mucoromycetes, Mucorales, Lichtheimiaceae. The record is from RefSeq and is a predicted model, not a curated record. Bases 1 to 2094 code for a protein of 697 amino acids.
AUGUGUGGAAUCUUUGGUUAUUGCAACUACCUUUCGGAACAUGACCGACGCUUUAUUGUCGACACGCUGAUCAAUGGCUUGUCUCGACUCGAAUAUCGAGGCUAUGACUCUGCUGGUAUCGCAAUUGAUGGUGAUGCAGAGCAUGAAACCUACAUCGUGAAACAAGCCGGCAAGGUUUCCGCUCUUAAGAAGCUGGUGGAAGAGCAACAUAUCGAUUAUCAAAAGACUUUUAUUAGUCAUUGUGGAAUGGCGCAUACCCGAUGGGCUACGCAUGGUGAGCCAUCGCAGCUUAAUUCACAUCCACAUCGAUCCGAUCCUGGUUGCGCUUUUUCAAUUGUGCACAAUGGCAUCAUCACCAACUACAAGGAGAUUCGAAAGCUGCUGGAGAACAAGGGUGCUACGUUCGAGACUGGAACCGACACUGAAAUUGUGGCCAAGUUGACAAAGUACAUCUUCGACUCGCAAAAGGAGGCUGGCGUUGACUUGACAUUUUCCUCUCUCGUCAAACAAGUCAUUUCCAGGUUGGAAGGAAGCUAUGCUUUUAUCUUCAAAAGCCCUCAUUAUCCCAACGAGCUGGUUGCUACGCGACGUGGAUCACCUCUUUUGGUCGGCAUCAAGACCGAAAAGAAUCUCAAGAUGGAUUUUGUCGACGUUCAAUUUGGCAACGCUGCUGCUGUUGCUGUGGAUCCUAGCAACGCAGCAUCAUCAAGCUCAUUUCUUGUACCCGAAGUGGAUGGCGGCAGCAAUACAACAUUGCAACGUACGCAAUCACGAUCGUUUCUCACCGAAGACGGCACUCCUCAACCCAUUGAGUUCUUUUUAUCAUCCGAUGCAUCCGCUAUUGUUGAGCAUACCAAGCGUGUGAUUUAUUUGGAAGAUGACGAUAUUGCUCAUGUGGCUGCUGGCGAACUCAAUAUCCACCGAUUACGUCGCAACGAGAAUGACACUGUAACACGCUCGAUCCAUACUUUGGAAGUUGAACUUGCUGAGAUCAUGAAAGGAUCCUUUGACCACUUUAUGCAAAAGGAGAUUUAUGAGCAACCCGAAUCAGUGGUCAACACCAUGCGUGGCCGUGUAAACUUUGAACAACACAAGGUGACGUUGGGUGGUUUACGAAAUCACUUGUCUACUAUUCGUCGUGCACGUCGUAUUGUGUUUGUUGCAUGUGGUACAUCCUAUCACAGCUGUAUGGCGACAAGAGCCAUUUUCGAAGAAUUGACAGAGAUACCAGCACAAAUUGAUCUUGCAUCCGAUUUCUUGGAUAGACGGCCACCCAUUUUCCGUGACGAUGUGUGCGUCUUUGUAUCUCAAUCGGGAGAAACAGCUGAUACCAUCUUGGCCAUGCGUUAUUGUUUCGAACGUGGUGCAUUGUGUGUAGGCAUCACCAACACUGUUGGCAGCACCAUUUCCCGUGAAACCCAUUGUGGUGUGCACAUCAAUGCAGGUCCUGAAAUUGGCGUUGCUAGCACCAAGGCAUACACAUCCCAAUACAUUGCUCUUGUCAUGAUGGCCAUUCAGCUGUCGGAAGAUCGUUCCUCCAUGACGGAGCGGCGUAACAGCAUCAUUGAUGGGCUAUCUCAACUUCCACGUCAAAUCGAAGCUGUACUCAAACUUCAAGAUCAACGUCUUCAAGACCUAGCUCAAAAUACGUUAGCCAAGGAGCGUAGUUUAUUGAUCAUGGGUCGUGGGUACCAAAAUGCAACAUGUCUUGAAGGAGCGCUCAAGAUCAAGGAAAUCUCUUACAUGCAUAGUGAAGGCAUUUUGGCUGGUGAGCUCAAGCAUGGUCCAUUGGCACUCGUGGAUGAAAAUAUGCCAGUCAUUCUUGUUAUGACCAAGGACUCGUUGUAUCCCAAGGUCCAAAGUGCGUUGCAGCAAGUGGUUGCUCGAAAGGGUAAUCCUAUCAUCAUUUGCAACGAUGGAGACGAUGAUCUACAGAGCAAGUACAAGACCAUCAACGUCGCCCAAACCGUGGAUUGCUUGCAAGGAAUUUUGAACGUCAUCCCAUUGCAGCUGUUGUCUUAUCAUCUUGCCAUCCUUCAAGGUGUCGAUGUUGAUUUCCCCAGAAAUCUUGCCAAAUCGGUCACUGUAGAAUGA